CUUGGCCCUCGGCCCCGGAGCCGCGGGCGCGGCCGUGGCCACCCGCCUCCAAGCGGUUCGCAGCAGCAUGGUCCCGGUGGCAGACCCCCCGCCCGAAGUGGCUACAGUCCUCAGCUACAGGAUCCCGGAAGUGCUACUCCGCGCCCCGGAAGCACUUCCUCAGAUCUCGAGUGCGUUCUAGCUCGCAUUCCGUGUAAGACGUAGAUCUGAGCGACCGAAGCCACGAACGAGAUGCCGGUGGCCGUGGGUCCCUAUGGACAGUCCCAGCCAAGCUGCUUCGACCGCGUGAAGAUGGGCUUCGUGAUGGGUUGCGCCGUGGGCAUGGCGGCGGGGGCGCUCUUCGGCACCUUUUCCUGUCUCAGGAUCGGAAUGCGGGGUCGGGAGCUGAUGGGCGGCAUCGGAAAAACCAUGAUGCAGAGUGGCGGCACCUUUGGCACAUUCAUGGCCAUCGGGAUGGGCAUCCGAUGCUAAUCAGGGCAGUGUUUGCCCACAACAUGCACCCCCUCCCAUCAGUUCCAUCCCAUGUGUACUAUAAUAAAGCAAGUCUUUGAGUAUUCAGA
Messenger RNA from Odocoileus virginianus texanus, 560 nucleotides. RefSeq names its product reactive oxygen species modulator 1 (gene ROMO1). Gene Ontology annotation, cellular component: TIM23 mitochondrial import inner membrane translocase complex. Gene Ontology annotation, biological process: protein insertion into mitochondrial inner membrane; protein import into mitochondrial matrix. NCBI's taxonomy places the organism in Eukaryota, Metazoa, Chordata, Mammalia, Artiodactyla, Cervidae. The record is from RefSeq and is a predicted model, not a curated record.